GUAAAAAUGCUUAGUUUAUUGUUUUCUUGCCCAAAAAAACUUCAAUUUUACACAGUACAAUACAUGAUUUGUUAGAGUGAAACUGAAAAUCAUUUUAAUUAAAAUGUGAUUUUAGCUUUAAUUGUAAGGUCGAAAGCUGUUGUUGAUUGAUGACACCGAAACUAUAUAAAAAUGAAGAGAAACAAAUUCGCUAUUAUGGUACUGAUGCUCAGCAUUGGCAGUGCGUUCGUGUCAGCUGUGAUUCUUUCAUCAGAGACGUUAAACGUGGAGCCAACUGUUUCCAACACUCAGGGGAAUGUCUUACAAAAGCAAAACAUUGCACAACAAAGUGAUAUUAUUGAUGAAAAUUUAAAUGAUUUCCAUAUAAAGACCGAAAGAACAUUUGUGAAUUCAGAAGAGAAAACUAAAAGUGAUAGCAAUGCAUACGAAGAAAUUAAGUUAGAUGAAAAACCAAAAAUGGAAACACAGCUUCCACAACCUAGUGAACUAGCAAGCAUAAAACGUGAACAAGAAACUUCCGGAGAACAUAAUUCCGAAGAAAACAAUGUGGUCUCAAACGUUCCGAUGACACCCACUGCAAUUUCUGUAGACGAUGCAUCCAAAGAUGUUUUAGUAGAAGCCUCAAUAGUAGGCGAUGGCGAAAAUCUUUUGGAAGCGGAUAAAAAUGAUUCAAGUAUUUUGCAACCGCAGACUACAGCUUCCACAAUAGUGGACUCUGAACAUGGUUCCGUUGCAGAUCAAAAUGAAUCAUUGCUUGAAACAAUUGAUGCUGAUGUUCCCAAAAUGGAAUACGAAAGCAAUAAUACUUCAAUAGAAAAAGAUCUGACGGAGGAGAAUCAAAUUCCAGUUUUUUCAGAAUGGGCUCAGAAACGUUUGGAGGAAGUUGAAAAAGAGGUUGAACAAGAAGCUGUUAAUACAUCUACAAUGAAAAAGAAUACAUCAGCAACUAACAAACAACCAAUACUUAAACUGAAAAACUCAAAAAAUUAUGCUUCGCCAGACUGCGGUGCUAAGAUUGUAGCGGCAAAUACGGAAUCAUCGGGCACAGGAUAUGUCUUAACUUCAACAAGAGACGAAUACUUACUAAGCCCAUGUAAAAGUCGCAUAUGGUUUAUAGUUGAAUUAUGUGAAGCAAUUCAGGCAGAACGAAUCGAUUUGGCUAAUUUUGAACUGUUUUCAUCGUCACCAAAAAACUUUUCAGUUGGUGUGAGCAGUCGAUUUCCAACACGUGACUGGUCGAAUGUGGGCAAGUUUAUCGCCAAAGAUGAACGAUACAUACAAUCGUUUGAUCUUCAUCCACACCUUUUUGGUAAAUAUGUAAGAGUUGACAUACACUCACAUUAUAAUUCGGAACACUUUUGUCCGAUCUCGUUAUUUCGCGUCUAUGGAACAUCUGAGUUUGAAGCAUUCGAAACAGAAAAUCGCCAGCAUCCUGUUAUUGAUGAUAUCGAUGAUGAUGACGACGUUGUACAAGAGUCAGACGUAAAUAAAAGUAAAACCAACAUAUUUAAAUCAGCCAGCGAUGCUGUAAUGUCACUUGUUGAUACUGUGAAGAAGGCCGCAUCAUUUGUUAAACCAAAUGGAAACAAAACCAUUGACAAUGGUUCGCAAAAUGUAUCGAAUCAAAAUAUAAUGAAUGACAAUUGCAUCUCACCGAAUCAUGUGAUCAAUUGCGAAAUAUGUUCACAUGAUAUGACAAACGAAAUUACUGCACUGGUUGAAUGCAAGCAGAAUUUAUUAAAGCGCCUUUUGAGCAUUAAUAUCAUUCGAGAUAGUAUAUACAAAUCAAGAAUUUGUAAUACAUUAAUCGGCUCGGACUUAAACAUUAACUGUAGUGAACCACCGGAUAUAAACAGCACGACUUCAAAACAAUUAACUGAUUUGCAAAUGGAUUAUAUCAUUAAUUUGUUCUCAUUGAAGUACAUUACAGCAAUGUGUAACUUACUAGCAGCGGCUGACAGGAAAAUUGCAUGGAAUUCAACGAUUCCAAUUAACGCUGACCCACCAAUUAAUGUUACAAUUGAUCAAAAGGCCCGUAGUCAAUUGUUGCCAAGAGAACAUCAAGUUAAACCGAAACCAACGCCUCAAAUUGUCCAAACAGAUCCAAUGCAAAGUGGCACAUCUCAAGAAAAUAAUGCCGAAAAUAAAUUGCAAAUGGAACAACGACCAGUUAUUACUUCUGAGAGUAUGGAACACAGCAACGAAAUUGAAUCGAAUGAAAAUCGUAAUAUGGAAAACAUUGAAAACGACGUAAUUGAAUUGACGACACCAUCUCCGGUCAUAGAAAGUAGCGAAGACGUUAAAGAUAGUAAAAACGGACAAAAUAUCUUCAAUGUGGCUGACACCAGCGAUGAGACGAAUACAGAAUCACAGAAUAUUUUAGUUGAAGUACCAAUAUCUACAGAAACUAUAACAGAACCAAGUACAACAAGUACUGAACAAGAAAUUACACCACCGAGUGUCAUGAUACUGCCAGAGACACCUACUACAACUCAAACACCUACUAUCGAUUUGAAUGAUGCAAGCGAAGAGCAAGUAAACAAUGGAUUCGGAAAUUCACAGCAGUUGGGUCAGAAAUUACACAGCGAAAGUGUAUUUUUGCGAUUAUCAAAUCGAGUAAAGGCUUUGGAGCUCAAUAUGUCAUUGUCGGGUCAAUAUUUGGAAGAAUUAAGUCGCCGGUAUAAGAAGCAAGUUGAAGAUCUGCAAGCUUCUUUUGCAAAAACUUUGGUGAACAUCGAGGAACAAAGUCGAAGAAAUUUGGAGCGAAAACAGGAGAUUUUCGAGCAAAAUGAGAAGUUACGCAACGAUUUGGAAAAUUUAACCGAACGAAUCUCGGUUCGAAAUAUUAUACUGUGUUGUGUAUGUUUUACUUGUGUUCAAAUACUAAUAUUCCACUUGAUUUUGAAAAUGUGGGGCCGUAAAUAUGGUUUGGAUAAAUAUAGAUCAUCAAAUACAUCAAGUUCAGAUAUAUCUCAUACUGAAACGUCAUCAAGAAAACGUAAAACAGGUAAUAUACCUAUGAAAUUCCGACGGAAGUCAGCAGAAGAGAAACGUUAUCGUAAUCCGUCGGAAUCGUCAACGACAACAUUACAACGUAGACCUAGCACCGAAGCACUCAACAUCACUGGCACAAAAACAUAUACCGAACUGCUCAUUAAUGACUUAGCCGCCACUCAACACUCUUCUCCAAAUUCUGAUCGUCCUUUGUUUCAUUCAAGAAAGGGAGAGAAAGAUAUUCAUUAUUUCAAUAACAUAAGCACCUCGAGCGAUGGUCAUGCGGCCGAUAUAAGCGGAUACGUGAAAAUUGAAGAUCUUAAAGAUAUGUACGAUAAACCAGAAGAAGAAUAUGAGUUCUAUGGGCCUGCACCCGAAUUGAAAAAGAACAGAUCAGAUUCACAGGCUGAUGAUUGCAUGAGUGAGACAACAAUCGAUUCAUCCGUUGAUAGCGUUACAUCGCAUCCAAAAAAAUCAAAAUCGAUUAGAUACAACCGAAGAAGACUAUCGUCACCAUCAUUUUUCAAAUCUCCAUUUUCAAGCGGGCCAACUGCUCAGUCUACAGGAUGGGAAUGGCAUCGUUCAAAGAAAUCGCAUAACUCUAGUCAAAUAAGUAAAAAAUCGAAAUCGGAGAGUCCGCCAUCGCUAAAACAAAAUGGAAUUAAUAACAACAACAAUAAUCCAACAGCAGUAAAAAUCAGUAGCAAGAAUAUAGAAAACCAAAAGAGCACGAGGAAUGAUCCAUCACAAUCAUCAGUCAGCUCAACAAUUGAUGAUCGCAAGAUCACAUCGGGUAGUUUUAAACGAAUUUUGAAAAAAAUAUUCUAGGCAAUUUUUAAGUGAAUUGCCCCUAGGAAUGUACCCAUUUAUCUACUAUUUAGAGACUGCAUUAGAAGUGUUAACUUAGUAACGUAAAAAAAAUUGUGAGCAAAAUAUUUUCUUUUGUUUUUAAAAAAAAGUUAGAUCUUUAACAAAUAUUAUCCGCUCAAAUUGGUAUAGCCGGAAUGAUAAGAAAACACCUUUUAAACGAGUCGGAAUACCUCCGACCAGUUAUAAAGACGUAAACAUUCGAUAAAAUUAUUGUUCCAAAAAUGAAAGCUAUUAUAAUUAUAAAAACACUUAAUUUAUUGAUAUAGGUCCUAAGCAAUGUAAAAAUGUUUUUAUUAAAAUUAUAGAAG
Molecule: messenger RNA, 4172 nt
Organism: Contarinia nasturtii (swede midge)
Lineage: Eukaryota; Metazoa; Arthropoda; Insecta; Diptera; Cecidomyiidae
Product: SUN domain-containing ossification factor
Exons: 5
Coding region: 172-3822 (1216 amino acids)
Biological process (GO): protein folding in endoplasmic reticulum
Cellular component (GO): cytoplasm; membrane
Source: RefSeq, a predicted model, not a curated record